AUGCAAAAGGAAGCAAAGCAACAAUACAUGUAUGAUGAAAAGUACAAAGAAGAGCGAGCUAAGUCAAAGAACGAUUAUUACGCUAACAUAAUAAAAGUUCAAAAGGAAAAGGAAGAGUUAAGUUGUAAAAUUAACAAAGUUCUCCGAGAGAUGUACAAGUCUAGAGACACGCCAGGGACAAAACAAGUCUAUGAAAAUUUCAUACAACAUCAAGAAGAGAAAAGAAAAAGUUUGGAAAAGUUAAUGGAAAUCAACAAUAAAUUAGGAAUGAAUCGCUCAGUAAAACAAGAAAGCGAAGAAAAAGACAAAGAAAUAAAAGCCCGAGAGAAAAGACUAGAAAUAGCAGAAGCCAACAAAUUAAAAGCUAGAUGUACUAAGGAAAUAGAAUGUGACCAAGCUAAUAAGCUCUCUUCCGACCGACAAAGUUUAAUUGUAAUAAACAAGGGCCGUAUAAAGAAAAAAGAAAGAGAUAUUGGAGAAUAUGACGAAAAUCCUCCUCCACAUUUCGGGCCAUGUAAUAAAUUAAUGUCAGCGCUCAAGAAACGCAUUCAACAGCCGCCAUCAUGGACUGGUGCGAACACAGCGCACCAGGAGUUCGCGCGUAACGCCGACAUAAUGCUACGAGAUUGCAAGUAUAAGCGCCCCGGGAGGAAAGUUGUUGACAUGUUAGCUUUCAUGGGAGCCACUGCGUUCAGACCACCAGAUCUCAAGGAGAGCAUCUGCAGUUGUGGUUGA
Molecule: messenger RNA, 735 nt
Organism: Arctia plantaginis
Lineage: Eukaryota; Metazoa; Arthropoda; Insecta; Lepidoptera; Erebidae
Source: the annotation of a GenBank genome assembly